AUGUUUACAAUCAGUCAAUGUUUUUGUUGUAUUGAAGUGGCGUUUGUUUGGUUGUCUGCACUGACAUCACAAUAAUCACCACAAAAAUUACUGCACUUUAAUAUUAAUACAUCAUUUACCCGACAGUUGGUCACCGAUGGCAUCAAUCGAGAAAUUAGUGAAGGCUUUCGAGGCCCUCAAAGUGAUCCAAACGGUGGCCGACAAACCCGAAGAGGCACUCGUGUCCACCCGAUUCAUCAAAAGGGAGACAUCUUUGACCAAAAAAGACAAAGCAUUUCAUUGCAAUACAAUCGCUGAUAUUAUCUGUUGUCCAUCACUGAGAAAUAUUGAAGAUUUCCAUAAAUUUCUUGGUAUAGCUAUCGAAACAUUUCUGGUCUGUUGUGAUGAUCCCGAUUCAGACGUCCGCAUGACUUCUAACGAAUGUCUGAACCGUACGAUUAAGAAUUUAAUGGACUCACAGUUAGGCCGAAUUCAGGUGGAGUUAUACAAAGAAAUCAAGAAAAAUGGAUCCACUCGUAGUCUAAGAGUUGCAUUAAGUCGUUUCGCCGAUUUGUCUCAUUUGACGCGAUCAGCAAAGUGUCGACCGUAUGUACAAAAUCUGUUCCCGUCUUUGAUUAAGAUCAGCGAACGAACCGAUGAGGAUCUCAUCCAAGACACACUGCAAAUGGCAAUCAUUAAGAUUAUGCCAACUCUGGCACCGUUUGCCACCGACAAUGAAAUAAUUUGUUUGUUGAACGCCUUUCUUCCAAAUCUACAAUAUGUCACACCAUCUGUGAGACGUACAGCUGCUUCUUCGUUGGUCGUUAUCUGUCAAUACUCACGAAAACCGCAGAUAUUUUUUUCUUGGCUUUUGACACAUUUAUUGAAGUCAUUAAAUCAGAUGAAUGUUAUAUCCGAGACCACUGAUGACAGUUCUAUGGAUACGCAAACCAAUGAACGACUAUUAGUUGGAAUAUUUGUUUGUCUCAAAUAUAUGAUUCCGCAUUUAUAUGAUAUGCCAUCACAUGUAGAGUAUGAAAGUCUAAAGACAUUUGGUGUCAGUCAAAAACAACGGGAACUAAUGGCUAAAGACUAUGACACCAUCACUGAGAACUUGUUGCAAAUGUUUGAGCUGAUCUUACAUAAUAUCAGAUAUAACAAUAAUAAUAGUGUAAUUGUGUCGGCUCUGGAAGCACUUCUUCAACUUAUGAAAACUCCACCAAAAAUGAUUCUUCCUUAUCUUUAUGAUUCAAAAGGCAUUGAUAAGUCACGGAUCGGCUCUUAUAUUCAUUCAUCUCCGGCAUCGCCUAUGUUAUCAUUGCAUAGAUUUAAAAGUCGUUUACAAAGUCAUAAUUCUCUGAGCUGUUCAUCGAUUAAUGUCAACUCUUUAGAUGACGACGAGAUGAUUAACAUUUGUGGCAUUACCUCUCUCGACGACAAAUUGGUUCAGAGUUUAGAGAAUAUUCCACAAAAUGCUGUCACUUCACAACAACAACAAAUAACUCGAUCUAUGGAUAAUUUAAGUAUUAGUGAUACUAUUGGAUUAACUGAAAGUGACAAUAAUGAGCCAAAUUUAAAUGUGGUAAAUGAGACAAAUGUUGGAGUGGAUUAUGAUUUAAAUACAUUGAAACAAAAUAGACAUUCAUCGAUGAGCUUUCAAAUGACAAAAUUGACUUAUUUUGAUAGCGAAGAUAUUAAUGAUGUUCCCAUUUCUCCUUCCAAUACUGACGGAUCAUUUGAUGCCAUCGAUGACCGUUUAAAUUAUGGUGAUAUUGGAGAUUUUACCAGUGAAAACAUAAAUUGUUUAGAGUAUAGCAUUAGACUUAUUUGUAGUCAAUUUUUAUUGACCGGAACUACUGGUCGAUUAGUGUCCGAUAAAAAAGUAAGAGUUAGUGUCAAGUCAUUGGCUUUGGCCAAUGUUUCAGCCAUUGUUAGACUUCAACCAAAGAUAUUACUGAUUGAGAUGUUUAUUGAAAGAGUGGAAUCACCAAAUAAAAUAGCGGAUUCAUCACAAAAAAUUUGGGAUAUUUUUCAAUACUCUACACAUACUGAUCCACAAAUAAGAGGACAAAUUGCUAUAAUUAUUGGACAUUUUAUUAACGGAGUAUUAAACGAAUCAAACAGUUUUAAUGAUUACUUACUUCAAAACUGUACGGUGUCUUCAUUUUCUGAAUUUCCAACUUUAGAGGAUUUACUUUCAAAAUUAUCAUCUCUAAUAUUAGAUGAUAAUGACUCGUCUAUUGCUGUUAAACAUGGCUUAACGGGUCUUAAGAAUUGUAUAAAUAAUUGUUUGGAAUCUAACGAUAAUAUUAAUUUAUGUGCCUAUUUAUUAUUGGACCAAUUGAUCCCUGUUAAAGACAAUCCCUAUUGGCUGAUAAAAGCAGAAUUGGUAGACUUGUUUGCUCACAUUGACUACAAAAUAAUACAUUUCAUAGAAUUAUCAAAAUCUCAAUUCAAGAACGGAAUUGUUGUUAAACGGAAAAGUCUUCAAAAUAGGAUAUUAAAUGAUGUGAUACUCAGUUUGUUAGCCGAUGAAGACUUUCGUGUAAGAGAGGCGUCUGCUAAUGCCCUUUGCAAUUUAAUACCAGUGCUUUUUGCUCCAUGUGUUUACUCUGAUAACGAUCCGAUUACAGCAAUAGCAUUGGAACACACAAACAAAAACUUAUCUCAAAAUGAAAAUCUAUUUAAAGAUUACGACUCAAUGGUUCCGCCAAUUAAGGCAUUUAUUGAUCCUUUAAACACUGAAUAUUUGAAAAUUUAUCCAAACAAUCGACUAAUUGAAUCUAAUCUUUUAGAUGUUGUUAAAAAAUUAUUGAACAAAUUGUUAUUUAAUUUAGAUGAAAGAUAUGCAUUGAUAGGAUGUUGUAAUGCUUUAACUUUACUCUCUGAUAAAUAUCCGGUUACCGAUUAUCCCGAGUGUUGGGGAACUGACUUAACUGAAUCAUCAGUCGGAAUACAAUUAUUAGAUAUUUGCAUAACUUUAUUGUUGACAAAUCCAUUGAUUAUGUUAGACUUGAACGCUCAUCAAAGUAUCAUAUCAUUUACCGGUAAUAUUAUUGAAGGUUUGGCAUACAAUGCUAUCAAAUCAAAUAUCAAAGUUAACAACAGUUCCACAUGUGAACUGGAUUGGGGUCUUAUAAGUCAUGUGUCACCACAUUUGGCUCAACAGUCGGAAACAUUUUUUGUUCAUUUAUUAAGAAUUUUAAAUAUCUAUUCCCUUGUUAUUGAUGAACCCAUUACCACAACUAAUAUAAUGAGUUCAUUAACUAAUUAUAACAAAGUACCAGUCAUUCAGAGCCUCUCGAAUUCACCAUUGAGUCCAAUGAGGAAAAAAUCUUCGAUAAAGUCAUCGGAUUUAAGCGACAAAAUUGAUUUAAUGAAGAAAAGUGAUUCAGAAAAGUCAGAUAAAGAUAGGUUACUAAAGUUUGGCUCAAAUCCACUCUAUAGUCGUUUUAAUGAUUUAAUUAGAGCUUCUUAUAUGAGUAACAAAACAUCAAUGGACUUAAGCAGUGAUAAAAUGUCAGGACUUCUUAAUAUUGUUCUCAAUGUUUUGGGUCGUCUCUUGGAAAUGACAACAAUUAAGUUUAUCAGCAAAUAUGUUGAAGAAGUUCUUCAUUAUCUUAAGAUUGUAUUCACACUCGAACACAGUCUUACAGUCAAAACAGUGCGACAACUGUUAAAGUGUAUAUUUGGCACUAAUUUUGUUAUAAUGUUUACUAACACUAAUGCCGAUAAUAGUCAUGUGAUAAAUAAAUGUGAUAAAGAAGUGCCAAACGAUGACAACUCUACUCCACAAAGAAUGCCAUUCAGUAACGGAAUUCCAAACUAUUCUGAAGUCGACGGACUUUACAACACAUGUCUGUCCUCUCCAUACACUAAAUUCACUAAAUUUUAUGCCACGAUGUCAGCCAAAGUAUUGUCGAAUUUUGGUUCAUCAGAUGAAACAGACUUUUCAUUUGGUUGUUGGCUAAGAAAGAAAGUGGAAAAAAGAGUUAGUCUUAUAUUAGAUAAGAAUAUAUCAAAUUCUGGUCUCAACUCAAAGACAUCACUUACAUCACAUAUAAGACUUUUUGAACCGGUUGUCAUCAAAGCACUAAAACAAUACACAAUUACCAGUGAUAUUGAGCUUCAAUGCGAAGUUCUGGAUCUAUUGUCACAAUUAGUUCAAUUGAGAGUCAAUUAUUGUCUUCUCGAUUCUGAACAGAUAUUUAUUGGUUUUGUGUUAAAACAGUUUGAGUUUAUAGAAAGCGUUCAUUUGGAUCAAUACGACAAACUUAUUGGUCAUAUAUUUUACUUUUUAAUUCUUCUUUCAUAUGAAAAAUAUCAUUCAAAGCCUAUAAUAGGUAUUCCAAAGAUAAUACAACUUUGUGACGGAAUUCUUGCGAGUGGACAAUAUCCGCAAAAGUUUGCAUUGCCAUCGCUAGAGCCCAUUGUCGUGGAUCUAAUACUUUUACGAAAUGCUAGCAAAGUCGAGUCAGCUAAAGAACUUGAAGCUCAACGUGAAGUAAUUGUUGCUAAUUGUCUUAAAUUAGUACAAUUUUCAGAUAUUCUACAGAUUCUUAUAAUAAUAAUAAAACAGAGCAAAAAAGAUGGCGAAGAAAAAUGGAAGAAAAUUUCCCGACAAAUAAUUGACACUUUACUGCCACAACUGGUCAAACAAUCCAUUCAUAUUGAUUCAUAUAAAUCAUUAGAUUUGUUGCACAAAUUAUUUGAAUGCGUUUCUCCUAAUGUUUUCAGACCUCUUGAUAUACUUUUAAAAGCAUUGUUUGCUGCACCACAACCUGAUAUUAUAGAUAAUUACUAUUACUUUCAUCGAUGGACUUCAUUAAUAUUAGUGAUAUUACGCUUAAUUAUAGUACAAGCAAAAGAAGAUGUGGUAUUAGCCCGACUCGAAGAUAUGAAAAGCUCUAUUGUUUCGAUCGGACCGUUUGGCUUACCUGUGAUCCCCACAUCAUCUUUGGCUAAUUCCAUACCGUUCCACAUGUCAUCAGUUAAUAUCAAUCGUAGUGAUACCCAAACAUUAGAAGCCGAAGACAUGUUUGCCGAAUAUUUACUUGAAAUCAUUGAGUUGUGCAGUCAUGAGAUCACAAUCCGUAUGAAUACUAUAUAUAGUGAUAUACAAAGACAUUGUGACUUUUUGAUCCAACAAAUGGCUAACUAUAUGUUAAUAUUGACGCAUAUGUUUCAAUCGGGUUCAUUCAGACGUGUAGCCAAAGCUGCCAUGAAUUUGAUCAAAAAGUGUCAGUUUAGUGAUUGUGUUGAUACAGACGAUACAAAUAGUUAUUUGAAUGGUUUUUCACUUUACAAAACAAAUUCAUCGUUUUUAACAUUAAUGUCUUCUCAUCCAACACUUUCUCUACAAUGGUUUAACCUAUUAAUGCUUCUUAAUUAUGAAGAUAAUAAUGAAGACGGACUGUGGAAUCAAUUGAUUCGACCCAAUCAUAACAGUCUUAAUAUUUCAAACUCUAAACUACAAGCUAUUGGUAAACGUAGAGGAAGUGUCAAUAAAAUGAAAAAUAUGUUUGUCUUUUCCCCGAGUGUUGAAAUAAUACGAAGAGGUUCUUUGAUUCUGUUUUGUGACUUUGUCUGUGAAAAUAUGAACGAUGCGGAGCAUAUGACAUGGCUUAUCGUACAGAAUAUCAAUGAGAUAAUCAAGUUGUGCCACGAAUUACCAGUCAGUGAAUUCAUUUGUGCCAUUCAUCGCAACUCAGCCUCGAGUGGUCUCUUUAUUCAAGCCAUUAAUGCCAGAUGUGACGAAAACCUCAGAAUUGGUAGUUUUUGUAGACGACUAUUGCAUUGUUUAGGUAGAGUUCAUCCGACACAGUCUUUAUCAUUAAUAACAUAUCUCAUCGAGAAAUUAAUCUCAAAUCCCGGUCUUAAUUUUAAUUGUCUGCUUAUGAGUGAAGCCGAAACACUUGUCAUCAAACGAUUGAAAUCAAUGUCUUCAUCACUGGAAUCAUAUUCUAAUCAAAGUAGUAAUCAAUUGACAGCUCAAGAUUUGGAUAAAUUAGUUCAUUCACUUAAUACCAAACAACAUUCACAACUGAUUUCAAUAUUGAAUUCAUUCAGAAAAGACAUCAGCGAUACUAAUUCGGUGCAAACAACACAUCCAUUGUUUGAUAAUAUGAAUGCUUCAGAAAUACCCGAAAUCAAUAAGGAAUGGUUUCUAACUGUUUUAAUGAGAUAUUGUCAAAGAUAUAGCAAAGGUCACAAAACAGCACAUCUUAUAAAUAAACUUUCGUACGACGAUAUCGUCUCAAUCAUGUCAUCAAAAGAUUUUGCAUUAGAAAUAUUAGGAGAAUGUAUUGAAUUUGGCGACCAAUUCAUCGAAGAGGAUGACAAGUCUAACACUAAGAUUAUGUUCUCUGCGGUUAUGAAUCGUAUCAAUCUUUUAAAGGCAUCCCUAAACUCAGUGUUACAACACAGCAGUUAUUUCAUUAAUAUACUACCGGCCCCUCACUAUCCAUUUCUACCUCAUUUAGAGAUGAGUACACCGAAAGAGGCCCGACAUCGGGAUAAACUCAUUGAGUUUUUUGGUCAGUCAGAUAUUUGGAGUUAUUUGUUUAGAUUGUCCAAUGGGUUCUUAGCAUUUAUGGAUCACCAUUCGGAGCGCAGUAUUGCCACAGAUUUGUUGGCAAAUAUCGCACGGAUUACCACUCUUUAUGCAGAAGCGCUUCAAUAUAUGACAGAAGCUAUCGAAUGCGUUUCAUUUACUUACAUAAUCGUUGUUUUGAAAAUCAUGAAAUCAGCUCUUAAUUGUAAUUCAAUAUUCACUUAUUUAUCGACAUCUAAAACUGUUAGCUACCAGUGCUCUAUUAUCUCAGCGUUACACUCAUUUACUCAACAUUUUUUCGGUGAACUACCAAAACUAGAGGGACCGAAAAGUUUUGGUAAAUCUGAAAAAGAAAAUCCCGAAUGGAAACAUCCGCACAGGACAUGCAUACGAAUGGCUCAAUUAGUUUGCUGUUUAGAGACACACCAAUACAAGUCGACAUCUGUUCCACAAUCAAUAUGCUCUCUAUUAAGAAAAGUCAUUUUUUUGACAGCACGACUACCUCUUGUAAAUGGCUUUGUUAUGGUUCCCAUUGCUGUUUGGAAUUUUGAUGGUGAAAGUACAUGGAAUCCCAAUUUUAGUGGUGAUUUCGGAACAAUUAUUCCAACGAUUCCAUCUGAAUAUUUGAAUUUCAGAGAUGUUUUGGAUCAGUUCUGUUUCCGAGUUAUGAAUUUAGGUUUGACGAGUCGGAUCCAGUUUGAAGAGAUAUGGAUGACAUUGUUGGGCGUUUUGAACACAAACAGCCAACUCGAUGAUCAUAGUGAAGACCAAUCAGAACGAACUAAUAUAUGUCUAUAUGUAACCAAAGCUAUAACUCAAUUACUAUUAUUGUCCACUUUGUCGCCACAACCGGGAAAUCCUAUCAAAAGUAAAUUUAUUAAACAAAAGAAUGAAAAGAUGUCGACAUUCUUGCAUUCAACUCAUGGAUCUAAACUACAAGCUGUUCGCGAAUCACUUCUCUCUGCUAUUAAUUCUUUGCUUACAAACAAUGACGAAAAUCAAUAUAAUUUUUAUGGUUUCGGACAAAUAUCUGUUCAGCUUUUAAGACAUUCAAUCAAAACGACGACAUUCAAUGAACUAUCGCCAUCACUAUCUUCAACAUCUUCAUCAUCAGAUUACAGUCCAUUAAGUCCUAUAAAUACUUCAAAUUUAAGCAAAAAUAUUGUAACAAAUCAAGAAAAACUUGAAAUUGAUUUAAAUUCUUGUUUACACUUUUUACUCGACCUUUUUGGUCAGUUAUUGACAGCACAACAGCCAAUGCAGUUACCAUUGCUAACAGAAAUCUGUAGAUCAACUAUCCUUUUAUCAGAUCUAUUCACUGAAAGAAUGCAAUUUGAAUGGCUUUUAUCUACAUUUUUGGAACUCCAUAGAAUGGCACAGAUAUCUGAAGAUGAAAUAAUGUGUCAAUAUUUAAUUGUAGGCAUUUGUAAGGCUAGUGCUGUUUUAGGUGUCGACACAGAAGCUAUUAUUGAUAAAUGCAAGAAAUCUAUUGAAAUCAGUUUAAAGAGUCAUUAUUUGCCCACAAGAAUAGCUACAAUUCAUGGACUCAAAUAUUUACUAGAAUUUCAAGGCAUCGGAUCCAAUAACAAAGAGACUCAAUAUCUAUCAAUUGCUUCGGAUUAUAUUCUUAAACAUCUAUCGGAUAAUACUUUGCCCAGUAGUUUUAAUGCAGAACAUGUGGAAAAUAUGUGGAAAUUAUCGUUUCAUUUGAUUGAGUAUUUUGUUGAAGAUUUUGCUGAAAAUGAAUUCGCACAAAAAAUAUUUCAACUUUCACUGAAAGUAAUAACAGAUAAAACCUCAAAAGUGUAUCCGAUUGUUGUCAAUGGAUUGGAUAAUCUUAUACUUAAUGAGAAAUUUUCAAUCAAAGAGUCCAAUUUGAUUAUUAAGUCGUCUCUGGAAAGAUUCAAAACAUCCAGCACUCAAUUGGACGCACUGUUAGCCUUACAGCUGACAAUGUCAGCCACAUAUUUCGUGGGUUCAGUUGGCUUGGAUUUGGACAAAACAAUGGAUGAUAGCGAGGAGUUCCUGUUGGCAAUGGAAAAGUUGUCCGUCAUUUUUGAACGACUGAAGACAUGUCACGCAUACGAAGCACAGCAGAUAUGCAAUGUUUUGCCGCACUUCUUGUGCGAAUUUUUUCCCACUCAAGACAUACUAAACAAAUGUAUCGGUGAAUUCCUCUCCGGUCAACAAACACAUGCAAAACAUUUAGCUAACAUUCUUUUUGUUGUAUUUAACAAAUUACAAAACGAUUCCCAUCUGAACAUUGUUCACGAUUGGGUCAUCCUUUCAUUGUCCAGUUUUACACAACUUAGUCCUCUAAACUCUGCCAUCUGGUCACUCAACAGUUUCCUUAUUUGUGCGUCAGUUAAUCCAUGGAUACGUUGCGCAUUUGCUUACAUUCAAACUCGUUAUGGACUUCUUGAAGAUAUUGACAGACAAUUGUUUUUCUUAGUCUGCUAUAACUUUUACAAUGAACUAAAAACAGAGCAAAAUAGAGAAGCUUUUCGUAAAACGUUUCAAAGUGUUGCUGAACUUCCCGACUCUCCCUACUCUCAAGUCUUAAGAUACUUACAAAUCUCCAGAAAUUAA
Messenger RNA from Oppia nitens, 9121 nucleotides. RefSeq names its product huntingtin-like (gene htt). Gene Ontology annotation, cellular component: nucleus; cytoplasm. The record is from RefSeq and is a predicted model, not a curated record. The coding region runs from base 137 to 9121 and encodes 2994 amino acids. NCBI's taxonomy places the organism in Eukaryota, Metazoa, Arthropoda, Arachnida, Sarcoptiformes, Oppiidae. The transcript has 15 exons.